Molecule: messenger RNA, 2553 nt
Organism: Acanthochromis polyacanthus (spiny chromis)
Lineage: Eukaryota; Metazoa; Chordata; Actinopteri; Pomacentridae
Gene: coro6
Product: coronin 6
Exons: 11
Coding region: 208-1695 (495 amino acids)
Biological process (GO): cell migration; actin filament organization
Molecular function (GO): actin filament binding
Source: RefSeq, a predicted model, not a curated record
UUCCCUACCGAAGAGCGUCGCGCAGUUUCCCAGUGCGUCUCCUCAGUGAAAGUCCGGCACCGGGUCCAGGGACGCCGGACCGCAGGGGAUUUAAAUCAAAAAGCAGCAGCAGCAGAAGGAGGAGAAGGAAGGAGGAGGAGUAGUGGGCUGUGAAGCAACAAAACCUAGAGAAGUCCAGGGAAGAGGGGUCUCCCCAAAACCUGAGCCAUGAGUCGCAGCAUCGUGCGGCAGAGUAAGUUUCGCCACGUCUUCGGCCAGGCGGUCAAGGCCGAGCAGGGUUACGAUGACAUUCGUGUUUCCAAGGUGACGUGGGACAGCUCCUUCUGCGCCGUCAACCCAAAGUUCCUGGCGGUCAUCAUCGAAUCCAGCGGAGGAGGAGCCUUCCUGGUCCUGCCUCUAUCUAAGUCGGGCCGUGUGGAUAAAAACUAUCCUCUGGUGAUCGGACACUCUGGACCCGUCCUCGACAUCGACUGGUGCCCUCAUGACGACAACAUCCUGGCCAGCUGCUCAGAGGACUGCACUGCAAUGGUGUGGCAGAUCCCAGAUCAUGCACUGACCCGUCCCCUGUCCGACCCGGUUGUGGUCCUGGAGGGUCACUCCAAGCGUGUCGGCAUCGUCACCUGGCAUCCCACCGCACGCAACAUACUCCUCACUGCGGGCAGUGACAACCUGAUAAUAAUCUGGAACGUGGGGACGGGAGAACCCCUCCUCUCCAUGGAUGACCACCCAGACCUCAUCUACAGCAUCAGCUGGAACCGAAACGGCAGCUUGUUCUGCACCACCUGUAAGGACCGACGUCUGCGUGUCUGCGACCCCCGCAAGAGGGAGGUGGUGGCGGAACGCUUGGCUCCACAUGAAGGAAUCCGGCCAAUGAGAGCCAUCUUCACCAGAGACGGAAACAUCUUCACCACAGGAUUCACCAGGAUGAGUCAGCGAGAGCUCGGCCUCUGGGACCCGACAAAUUUUGAGGAGCCUAUUGCACUUUUGGAGUUGGACACAAGUAAUGGAGUGUUGUUACCGUAUUACGACGCAGACACAAACUUGGUCUACCUCUGUGGAAAGGGGGACAGCAGUAUCCGUUACUUUGAGAUCACAGAGGAGCCGCCGUAUGUUCACUACCUCAGCACCUUCAGCAGUAAGGAGCCCCAGAGAGGGAUGGGCUUCAUGCCCAAGAGAGGUGUGGACGUCAGCAAAUGUGAGAUCGCUCGGUUAUACAAGCUGCUUGACAAGAAGUGUGAGCCCAUCACAAUGACGGUGCCCAGAAAAUCGGACCUCUUCCAGGACGACCUCUACCCAGACACAGCAGGGCCUGAACCUGCCAUGGAGGCUGAAGAGUGGCUGGACGGUCGCGACGAAGAUCCCAUCCUGGUGUCCAUGAGGGACGGCUACGUGCCGCCGAAGAGCCGAGAACUCAAAGUGGCGAAGAAGAACGUGCUGGACUCCAGACCCACCACCAGACGCAGCAUGUCCACUUUGGAAACCAACAGCCUUCCGCUCCCGUCUUUGUUUGGUUUAUUUUCUCCUAGUUGCACACUUUCCUUGACCUAUUUUCCCCCUUUUCUCUUUGUACUUGAUUUCCCCUCCCUGUCUAUCUUUUUUCCUUUCUCCUCCUGUUUCCCUUUUCCCCUUUUCUCCACUUUCUUCUCAUUCAGCCUCAGCUGCUUGAGAGGUUGUUGGAGGAGAUUCAGAAUCUGAAGGCCACAGUUUUGUCUCAGGAGAAGAGAAUCUGCGACUUGGAGAAUAAGCUUUCCCAAUACACCAACGGCACUGCCUGAUGUGUGAGCACAUCUUCUGAAGAACUGGUCUGAAUUUCAGAAUUACUAUUAAUUACAGAAACUAAUUUCCCUUGCAUUGACAAGGAACCACUCUUUUAAAUGCUCUAACAGUGUUGCCACUUUAACACUGUUUUGUAAGAACGUGAAUUGAGAGCUCAACAAAUUUGACCAAAUUCCACUCACAACCAUGCUUUUGUGGUUGAUUCGACAAAAGCCUAGUACCUUUAAUGCUACGGCAAUAUAUUGUAGCAUCUUUACAGUAGUUUGAAAAGAGUGAGAGGAGUGUGAGAGUGAAGUGAAGGAGCUGUAAGUUUGAGGGAUGUGUGCAAGUUUGGUUAAAGGUCUGAAGAAAGUCAACACUGUUAUCACUGUUUGGAAUGGAGAAAAGGACAAUUAUAGAAAAAGGAACAAAAAUCAAGAGCCAGAUAAAAGACUUUCUGUCCAGAACGCAACUUUUUUUUUGGUUUUGUUAAAUUAAAUCUACAACUUCCCCAAACUGCAAACUUCCACAAUCUCUGAACACACACAUAGAACCAUUGAAGAUACUCACCAAGCAGGCACACAUUUCAACACUAGCCUCGUCCUCUGCACCACACGACUGGUUUAUUUCAAUAAAUCUCUCUGAAAACCUUUCAAAGUGUAAAUAGUGACAAUGGAAACAGGAGAAAAAAAAAAAAAAAAAAAGUUGAACUUGUAGGAAAAUGUGAAAAAGCAAAACGUUCUGUGUUCUGUAAAAGAUUCGACACAUUAUGACAACAAUAAAACAGUGUUUUUUAAA